GGAAUGACCCAUUCGGCACCGUAGUAAGUUUUUCGCACCGAGCUAGCUAUUACUGUUUUCACAUAGAACCAAUCAAAUGACUCACGCACGUGUAGCAAUAAUCACGUACUUUCUAAUAUCAGUAGUACGUACAGCAUGACGACAUUAGCACUAGUGGGUGGCCGCUAGAUUCCACGGGUUAACAACACCACUACACCACUACACCACACCGUCAACACCAUCAACACCAUCAACAUCAUCAACACCAAAAGAAGCAAACCACAACGAAACGCGACACGACAGUAAACAUGAUCGACGACAAGAUUSGUAGCGAUUACCACCAUCAACAACCCUAUAAUCCGGGGCGAACGCAAGAGCAGGAGCAGACUUUUAUGUCAAGCGAUAGCAAUUAUACUAGUCACAAACAGCAACAACAGAAUAUGAUUCUACCAGAAAAUCAUCUCUCGUAUGACAACAGCAAUAUCAACAGUAGUAGCAGUAGCUCUGAUUUUCUGCUCCACGCCGAUGCUAGAUCCGUGGACCGGCUCCUGGCGAGCGAGCUCAACUCCCUGUCGUUCGACGACCGCGAGGCCAUGAUCGAAGAGAUGCACGGGGUUCGAUCCCUGGCUCCCUCCGAGAACGCUUCCAUGAUCCGAGCCUCCCUCCAGGAUCUAGAACGCGAAAUCCACGMAUUGCUAAGGGACAAGCUCCUCAGUUUCGGUGGAGGGUUUCAAUCCCCGUCAAACACGUACCGGUACCUCUCGGGCCUGCUCUUUGCCUCGCUGGCGGCCUCGGAAGCCAAUUCCAAGCCUGCGGAAACCGGGAACAGCUCCAUUGGACAAGCAGAAACGCAAUCGCUACCGCAURCCCACCUACAYGCAUGYAAUGCAAGUCMUGUAACGCCAAUSGAGGCAUUUUCAUUAUCGGCAACCACAGAACAACAGAAUCAUCAUCAACAGCAGCAGCAACAUCACGAAUACCCCUCGUUUCCGACGUUGUCUUCACAAGUGUUCACGGGCCAAUACGGGACAUCCACGCAUCCACAAAAUGUUCCUAGCGAUUCCAACCUUCCGAGAUAUCGACCMAGCAGCAACACAGAUCACGGCCGCGAGUGCGACCACCAGAAAUACAGAUACGCCGUAUCCGAUCACUUCCGCAUCAAGUUCUUGCGUGCCGACCUUUUCGACGUCCCAAAGGCGGCGGCCCGGUACGUCAAGUGCAUCGAUUUCCUGGUCGAGUACUUUGGUGAGGUAGCCCUGGAGCGGCCCAUCUGCCUCCGCGAUCUCAACAAAGAAGAGCAGAAGCUGCUCAGGGAGGGUCGCGCCCAGCUCAUGCCCUCCCGGGACCRCYUCGGACGGCGGAUCAUUGCCUUUCUGGGGGCCAUGGGGGCGGGGCACUCCCACACCAACCGGUUCCGGGUGGUCAUGUACCUGGUCUUCCAGGUUGCCUCCGACGACGCCACGACACAGCGGAACGGCCUCGUGGCUCUUUWCCAUAGCGGCGGGGACCACCAGGGCCAGCAGUUGCUGGACUUUUUCAAGCUGGCCGUCCAUCARAACGAGUCCCUCCGGUUCUUUGCAGCGGCCCCGGUCCGGUAUUCGGCCUUCCACUGYUUCCUMCCCRMYACCAGCGGGGGCAUCGGARUCAUCCUCAACAGCAUUGGGAAGCGGACCAGGCUCAUCACGCGGGUCCAUGCGGGUACGUACCCAACUGCGCUAAGACACGGCAAUUGUUAGCUGUUUUUGUUUUCUAUCGGUCGUGCCUUUUCGCUGCCCAGUGCAAUAYAUUUGUUGGUGUCUAGUGUGUUUUGUUACAGGUGAACGAUUGGACGUAUCUCGAAGGCUGUAUGGUGWUUUGUUCUCAAUGAUAAUUCAAUUCGAAGUACCCCACUCAAACAGGGUCGACGUUGACUCGGUGCGAYACGAAACCAAAUCGACUCACUCAAUCUUUAUUCAAYAGUUUCUAGCGUUACAGAGACAUCAUACAAGCUGCGGUGCUUCGGGAUACCACCAGAYGAUUUUCCCGUCACGAGUUCCGGAUCGGUCAAGACCAAAAAAUUAAUGAAGUGGAUCAAGCUUCGGCUCGCCAUAGAAAAAGCCCGCGAAAAAGAAGAGAAAAAUCAAUACCUGUCGGCUACCGACUCCACGCCACCAUCACAAUUCAUGGYCACCGACCUCUCAGCGAUGUUGUCUCCUUCCUGUUUUAUCAUCGAGUGCCCCGAUCUCGACAGCGUUAUUUUUCGCAACGGCGGGGUAGCAUGGGACCAUCCAGCAAACGUCAAGUUUCGGGCCAUUCUAACCCGCCGUGAGCAGGAACGGAGCUCUCAGAAAACAAUUGCUCAGAAAAGCGCGCUCCUGGACGAAAUCGUGGAGGAAGCCUGGUCGAUCGGGCUGAACUUUCUCUUCUACGACGAGGUGAACGAAUGGUACAAACUGAUACGGGACUACGCAUUCCUCCGCAAGAAGGUCUUCCAGGCCCUCCGCGACCAGAGCGCAAGGCGAAAGCGUGGGCUCGCCGGGCCGGGUUCCUGCRAGCGGAGGAARAAGAUUGCACUCUGUCAGGUGGGGGAUAGCAGCACGACGCUCUUUAUGAAUCUCGACAACGCCAAAUCAAGAAAGCAGCGAGUGAGCCGUUCCGCGAUCCGCUGACUUAGUACCUCUUGCCUUUCCUCCCCCAUCGACAACCAAGAGAAUAACUGAAUCUCUUCUGG
Molecule: messenger RNA, 2689 nt
Organism: Pseudo-nitzschia multistriata
Lineage: Eukaryota; Bacillariophyta; Bacillariophyceae; Bacillariales; Bacillariaceae
Source: the annotation of a GenBank genome assembly